Messenger RNA from Xyrauchen texanus (razorback sucker), 592 nucleotides. RefSeq names its product guanine nucleotide binding protein (G protein), gamma 10 (gene gng10). The coding region runs from base 56 to 262 and encodes 68 amino acids. Gene Ontology annotation, biological process: G protein-coupled receptor signaling pathway. The transcript has 3 exons. The record is from RefSeq and is a predicted model, not a curated record. Lineage: Eukaryota; Metazoa; Chordata; Actinopteri; Cypriniformes; Catostomidae. Gene Ontology annotation, cellular component: heterotrimeric G-protein complex. Gene Ontology annotation, molecular function: G-protein beta-subunit binding.
ACAUUUCACCGCUCGUCUGAGCUGUUAUUAUUCACUCUGAGGAAUUGAAAUCACCAUGUCUUCAAACUCAAACCUCACAAACAUGAGACGGACUGUUGAGCAGCUCAAACUUGAAGCCAGUGUGGAGAGAAUCAAAGUUUCUCAGGCCGCGGCUGAACUGCAGGAGUAUUGCCUCCAGAACGCCGGGAAAGAUGCACUUCUGGUGGGAGUCCCAGCAGGCAGUAACCCGUUCAGGGAGCCGCGCUCCUGUGCCCUCCUCUAAACUCAUGAGUGUGGCGGGAUCUCAAUAAUGCAACGGCAGAGGUGAAUCAUGGGAUAUAUUGUGCAAGUCUGAGGAUGCCUUAUAUGUCAAAUGUGUUAUAUGUUGUGCCACAUGCAUGUGUAUAUGAACAUGUUUAAGUUAAACUCUGCUUUGUGUUGAGCGGUGCAGAGUGAUAUGAAAGGGAAGCAUUAUUGCAUUUUUAACAGAUUACAUGAAAUUAUUUAAAUGUACCAAGAAUCUCAUUGUUAUUGUCAAAAAAAGAAACAGAAGUGCAACAUUGGACACAACACAGAAUUAAAACAUUAAACAACUCAUGUAUAACAUCAUAAA